Molecule: messenger RNA, 867 nt
Organism: Lineus longissimus
Lineage: Eukaryota; Metazoa; Nemertea; Pilidiophora; Heteronemertea; Lineidae
Exons: 1
Coding region: 1-867 (288 amino acids)
Source: RefSeq, a predicted model, not a curated record
AUGGUGCAGUACUCACGACAGCGGACCCAUUUCCCGAUAAAUCGCUGGUGUUUCCCAUCAAUUAUUUUAUCGGAAGCUAUUUCAAACAAGUUGAGGUUUACGCCAAUGGAAGACAGGUACGAUCAGAUGUACGGCUAUCGAUCGUAUCUCGAGUCCACCCUCUCGUUCUCGAAGGCAGCAAAAAGUGACCAGCUCCAAAUUGGUGGAUAUUACAAGGACACAGCGAACCCCGAUCUACAGGGUAAUACCGUGAAAACAGGAACAAAUGCAAACAAAGGCGCCAAUGCUCGCUUUAAGUGGACAAAAGGCAGUAAAACGGUAGAACGCCUGGGGCAGAUUCACAACGAACUCUUUGCGCAGAAAAAAUUAAUUCUGAGUCAAGUAAAACUGACGGUAAGAUUGGUGAGACAAUACCCCAGUUUUGUCUUAAUGGCCAAGGAUCACACCCAUGAGUACACGAUUAGUUUGGAGGAAGCGAUUUUGAAAAUCAAUAUCGAAACUAUUGCCGAACAUGUUCGCCUUAGCCAUGAGGAACGUCUUUUGCAAGGACCCGCCAAAUAUCCCGUAACAUCGGUUCAAAUGAAGUUUUAUACGCGUGGCGCCAACCGUUCGGAUCUGUCAGAAAAUAACUUGUCACAGGGUCGUUUACCGGGAAGAAUCGUCGUAGGAUUGGUGGAGUCCGACGCUUUCAACGGAACGCUGGACAAUAACCCGUUCAACUUUCAACACUUCAAUGUGUCGAGUAUUACGUUGCGACAAAACCGAACGCCAGUACCGUUUGAAACGAUCAAACUCGAUUACGGCAACGAUCAGUUCCUACCCGGUUACUUCACGGAACUAACGUUUGGGGAACUGACCAGAGAAUAG